This is a messenger RNA of Dermochelys coriacea (leatherback sea turtle), 2468 nucleotides long. RefSeq names its product zinc finger protein 3-like. Gene Ontology annotation, biological process: regulation of DNA-templated transcription. NCBI's taxonomy places the organism in Eukaryota, Metazoa, Chordata, Testudines, Dermochelyidae. The transcript has 4 exons. Bases 604 to 1506 code for a protein of 300 amino acids. The record is from RefSeq and is a predicted model, not a curated record.
CGGGGGCUCGCCUCCCCGUCCAGGAGCUCAGGGGCCGGGCCGGAUGUGCCCGCGGGCCGGAGUUUGCCCACCUCUGGUAUAGCAUAUGACUGAUAUUUCACCCUUAAUUCACAACCGAGCAUUACAUUAAUUUAAAGAUAGGCACCUCGAGACGUAGUUUUAUAAUCGCACGGCUGCUUGCAGCUUGGACCCCUCCUCCACGGUCUCCUUAACGGUGCCCUUUUUUUUGUCUUGGGCCUCCAGCCGGAGAGAGCCCCGCCCCCCGGCCAGGUCAGCGCUGCUACAUCCGGGCUGGUGCUGAGGGCACCGGAAGGGGCUGCCGCAGCUGAGAGCCGGAGCCGGACCCAUACUGCACAGCUCUGCCCAGGCUCAGCACGGGACGCUGCUGCCUCCGUGUGAUCUGGGAGCCGGGCUGAGCCGCCGCCGCUGCUGCUUCCCCGGCUCGGUGCCCUGCAUGUAAAGCCUCCUGUGCCUCAGCCCUGGCGUUUCUCCAGCGGGAGCUAGCUUCGGGCUCUGCCGACCCCAGCCCCGGAGCCGGAGACUCCCUGGGAGAGGCCCCGGGGACAGCGCUGGGAGCGGCAGGAGGGCUCCAGAGUAACAUCCAUGUUUUCCUCCAGAUCGUCUCAUCCUCCCAUGGAACAGGGAAAAGAAAUGGCUGCUAUCAAGCCAGUCCAGCGGUUGGUGACAUUCGAGGAGGUGGCUGUGUAUUUCACCAAGGAAGAGUGGGCUCUGCUGGACCCUGCUCAGAGAGCCCUCUACAGAGAUGUCAUGCAGGAGAACUAUGAGAACGUGACCUCGCUGGCAGGUGACUGGGUGGUGAAUGAGGAUUCUGCUCCUGAUUCUCAACAGGCAGAUGCUAAGCAAGUGGAACUGCACAAAGUAUUAUCACAAAGAUCUAAAGGAAUUGUGUCCAGGAGUCAUGAGCAGGGAAAAGUUUGUGAGAGUCAGCACUGGCCAAAAAGGCAGCAGGGAAACCAGCCAGGGGAGAAACUGUGUAAAUCUACAAAUAGUCCAGGAACUCACAAAUACCUCAAGGAAACCAGAGCCCAGCAACGAAUCCCCCCAGGACAGAAAAACAACACAUGCACUGAAUGUGGGAAAACCUUCAGUAGCCCCUCAAAGCUUAUUAGGCAUGCGAGAAUCCACACAGGAGAGAGACCCUAUACCUGUUCUGAGUGUGGGAAAACCUUCAAUGAUAUGUCCCCCCUUAUUAGACAUGAAAGGGUCCAUAUAGGAGAGAGACCUUACGAAUGCUGUGAGUGCAGAAAAAGCUUCACUCAGAGUUCAGCACUUAUUAGACAUCAUAGAAUCCACACAGGAGAAAGACCAUAUGAAUGCUCAGAGUGUGGAAAAAACUUCAAUGACAACUCACACCUUCUCAGACAUGAGAGAAUUCAUUCGGGAAAAAGAGCCUAUAAAUGUUCAAUGUGUGGAAAAACCUUCACUUACCGCUCAGGCCUUAUUACCCAUCAAAGGAAACAGACCCUAUGCAUGCUGGGAGUGUAGGAAAAUCUUCACUGACUGACCAGGGCUUAUUUGUCUUCAGAGAUUCCACUCAGGAGAGAGACUCUAUAAAUGCUCAGGGUUUGGGAAGAGCUUUUAUGUGUGCUCACACCGUGUUGAGCAUCUGAGGAUCCACAAGAGUGAUAAACACCAUAAAAACUUGCCUAGGGCUGACAAAAUAUGUUUUCUUUAAUACUUUAGCUAAUUCCCACAUAGUGAACUCUAAGGCUAUUUGCACCAUUUGCUUCACCAUGGUCUGUCAGGUCCCCCAGAUGAGUUACCUGCUUUUGCCACAUACAGUGGUUGAAGUUUUCAAACACGUUUCUGCAUAAAGUAACCUGACCUCCACCAUUUUUCUUAGUUUAAAGAAACCUGGAGUAUCACUUUUAUAUUAUUCCUCCCACUGCAAAGUGAUUGUUAGAGUCACCGAGUUCCCCCUUUGGGGAUAGAUUGUUUCAUUUCCAGUUGUUCUCAUGUUACCCUGGGUUGUGCAGAGCAGCAUUCAUUUUUUCUCAUUUAAAAUAUAUUUAAAUAUAACCAAGAGCAGGGACAGGCAAAAGAAUGUUGUUUCAGCUUCUGUUAGACUGGAAGGUGAAGGGUGAGUUGGAGGGAUUCUCUCCUUCCCCAACACUCGAGUUGUGUCAGCUUCUGUCUGAGCCAUGCAAUAUUUAGAAUGUGGAGAAGAUAAUCCUCCACCUACUAAGGUGUCACAUAAUGCCGUAUUCUCAACUCGGUGAUUCAGAAUUGUGCUUUGAAAUCAGACUCAAUAGUGCUACAGAUGAAUGUAUCACAGUCCUGGAAGGGAAAUUUGAAUGGAUCCCAAACAGAAUGUGAUCAUAGAAUGUUACAGUUGGAAGAGACCUCAGGAGGUCAUCUAGUCCAAUCCCCUGCUCAAAGCAGGACAACACCAACUAAAUCAUCCCAGCCAAGGCUUUGUCAAGCUGGGCCUUAAAAACCUCUAAGGA